UGGUGUUCCAGGUAACGGACUAUACCGCGACUAGUUUGCUGCAGUCGCUCACAGGGAGAAGGUGCUUUUUCAUGACAGUAUUUUGAACAUUAAGGCAAACGCAAGUGAAAAGUAACGUCAAAACCAAUUGAGUUAAUAGAAACUACAUCAAUUGUACAGCUUUAACCUUCUCAGUCCGCACACAAGUACAUCAAUGGUUUUACAUCUCAACUGUACACUCCCGGCGUAAAUACCUAACACAUGUAAUAUAUUGUGUUCUAUCCAGAAACUGUGUUGCUUGGAGGCAUUUACCUAAGGAUUCGCAUCCAGCUAAUAUUCAAACGAAAAUUUAUACUUAAGAAUUGUAUUCAGUGAUCAGCGUUCUUCAAGAAGUUUGUGAUCCUAAGAAGGACCUACAUAUGCGCCUAGUGAAUUUAUAUCAUUUGACGGCAAAUGUGUAACAGAGACGGCAAAAGACGGCUACAUGCAUGUUAUUCAGUAGCCACAUGGUCUGGUCAAUAAUAGAUGGUUUGCUCUUCGUGAUGAUAAUAUGCGGGAACGUCCUAACGAUACUAGCGAUCAGGCUGAGCCGACGUCUAAGGAACAUUACAUCGAAUUAUUUUGUUCUGAGCUUGGCAAUUUCUGAUUUUCUGGUAGGUCUGUCGCUGCCUUACCACCUCGCAUUUUACGUUCUAGACCAUUUAAGCCAUGUGAAAGUCGCCUGCAUCGCAAGAUUUGUUUUCAUAACCCUCGCAUGUUCCGCGAGCAUAUACAACCUGAUCGCUAUUGCGGUAGACAGAUACAUAUCAAUCGUCCACCCCAUGAAGUACACAAGAUACAUGACGUGGAGGGUGGUUUACACAAUCAUAACUAUAGGUUGGAUAACAGCGAUUGGUAUUUCAACCAUACCAACGUACUGGAAUUGCUUUGACAACGCCGGUGCUAUUUGCGAAAUGGACACCAUUCUACCCAGAUAUUACACGGUUGCUGUGCUGACACCAAUGCUCUUCCUUACGUGGAUUACUAUGUUCGUAAUAUACUGGCGGAUUUGGAGGGAGGCUAGCACUCAUGCUCGAAGAUUAAGAGGCAACACUUUGUACAAUGACUCAGCAAGCGAUUGGAAGAGCGUCCAGGUAGUUUUGCUCGUCCUGGGAUGUUUUUCAGUAUGUUGGCUACCAUACCUGAUAGUGGCGUGUACACGGGCUUAUGAGUGGCAGAACAAAGCAUCGCCAACAUUGUACAAGGCAACAUUUUCUCUAGCAAUGGCAAACAGUGGGAUGAAUCCGAUUAUUUACGCAUGGAAAAAUGCGAAUUUUCGGAAGGCAUUCAACAGGUUGUUACAUUUUGAAUCGCCAAACUGCAACGAGUUUAAUUCAAGCUUGAAGAACUACUUGAGUAAACAGAAGGAACUUAGGAAGAAGGAAUUAGGCAGCAUAGAUCCUACGAUUCAGACCGUGGAAAACCAAGGAAUUAAAACAAUAUGUGACAAUUAUUCUUUCGAAAUCGAAGAAACUGCGACAAUGACAACUGUAUAAUUCCCUGUUACCGAACAACUUUUUCAGGGAGAACUAUUUCGCUAGAUAUUUACCGAAAUUUAUCACCAAUCACCAUAAUUAAACACAGAGUUUGGUAGCUCAGGGUAAUCCUAUCUACGCCCUGAAGUGGGACAUGAA
Molecule: messenger RNA, 1652 nt
Organism: Diprion similis
Lineage: Eukaryota; Metazoa; Arthropoda; Insecta; Hymenoptera; Diprionidae
Product: histamine H2 receptor-like
Exons: 5
Coding region: 468-1514 (348 amino acids)
Biological process (GO): G protein-coupled receptor signaling pathway, coupled to cyclic nucleotide second messenger; chemical synaptic transmission
Cellular component (GO): membrane; dendrite
Molecular function (GO): G protein-coupled serotonin receptor activity; neurotransmitter receptor activity
Source: RefSeq, a predicted model, not a curated record